AUGUCCUCCAGGGAUUUCACAUUAGCAAUGAUCUUCUUAUCACAGACUGUCGUUGGGAUCCUGGGAAAUUUCUAUCUUCUUUACCACUAUACCUUCUUCUACUUCACUGGACGCAGGUUAAAAUCCACAGACUUGAUUCUCAGGCAUCUGGUAACUGCCAAUUCCUUGGUGAUUCUCUCCAAAGGAAUCCCCCAGACAAUAGCGGCUUUUGGAUGGAAAGAUUUCCUCGAUGAUUCUGGAUGCAAACUUCUUUUCUAUGUUCACAGAGUGGCCAGGGGUGUGUCCAUCGGCAGCACCUGCCUCUUGAGUGUCUUCCAGGCCGUCACCAUCGGGCCCAGGAGCUCCAGGUGGGCCGAGCUGAAGCUGAAGGCUCCCAAGUACAUAGGCUUCUCCAUAGUCCUGUGCUGGGUCCUCUACAUGCUGGUAAACAUCAUGUUUCUUAGGAAUAUGACCAGCAACCGGAGGAACAAAAACAUCACAGUGGGAAGAGUUUAUGGAUACUGUUCUUCUGUGCUUCAUGAUGAAAUCACGUCGUCACUGAAUGCGGCAUUGUUAGUAUUCCCUGAUGUUGUGUGUUUGGGACUCAUGAUGUGGGCCAGCAGCUCCAUGAUUCUCAUCCUGUACAGACACAAACAGCGGGUCCAACAUAUUCAUAGGAACAACUUCUCCUAUAGAUCCUCUCCUGAGACCAGAGCUACGGUAACCAUCCUUCUCCUAAUGAGCACCUUUGUGUCGUUUUACACUCUGUCCUGUAUCUUCCAGAGUUUCUUAGCUGUUUUGGACGAUCCAGGUUGGAUGCUCGUGAACAUCGCUGCCCUGAUCACUGGGGGUUUCCCAACGGUGAGCCCCUUUCUUCUCAUGACUCAAGACUCCAGUGCGUUCAUGCUCUGCUGUGCCUGGAUAAGGAAGACAAGAUGCCCUGCGCUUGUGAGGACAAUGUAA
Orycteropus afer afer is the source of this 942-nucleotide messenger RNA. Its product is annotated as vomeronasal type-1 receptor 4-like. Gene Ontology annotation, molecular function: pheromone receptor activity. Gene Ontology annotation, cellular component: membrane. The record is from RefSeq and is a predicted model, not a curated record. Gene Ontology annotation, biological process: G protein-coupled receptor signaling pathway. NCBI's taxonomy places the organism in Eukaryota, Metazoa, Chordata, Mammalia, Tubulidentata, Orycteropodidae.